Molecule: messenger RNA, 660 nt
Organism: Erythranthe guttata (spotted monkey flower)
Lineage: Eukaryota; Viridiplantae; Streptophyta; Magnoliopsida; Lamiales; Phrymaceae
Source: RefSeq, a predicted model, not a curated record
GAAAAGCAAAAAGAAAAACUAUUUACGUGAAAUCCUAGUUAGAAAUCUAUUACAUAAUUAUUUGCAGUUAAUUUGUAUCACAUCAAAACUCUACUCCAUCUCGAACAACAACUCUGCAUGCAUCUCUAUAUAUAACUCAUCGAGAACUCCAAUUUCUCUGUACAAAAUUCGUAAAGCUAAUUUCUCCGACGAGCUAAUUAAUUAGAGUUACAAAUUAAACAAGCAAAAGGGAUCAUGGAUUCUGUUAAACUAGCAGCCGAUGAUGAAACCACCAGAAUGGAAACAAGAGAUGCACCACCCACACAUUUUUUGAUCAAAAUCGAAUCGUUCUCUUUGCUUGAAAGCAAUAUCGAAUUCGACAAAUACGUGACGAAGGAAUUUAAGGCCGGAAAAUACAAGUGGAGACUAAUAAUCUACCCUAACGGAGAAGAUAAUGGAGGAGAUAACGACCAUGUUUCGGUGAAUUUAGCUAUGGUGGCCACAAGUUCGAUGCCUGCAAACUGGGAGAUCAAUGUCAUGUUCAAUAUCUUCAUCUUGAAUCAUAAUUCGGGCAAUUAUCUUUGUUCGGGUAUAAUUUUUUCUUCAUGCAUGUGUAUUAUAUUCCAUACAAUUCAUUACAGUUUUCAUCUCUCAAGUUUGCACCAAUUACAUAUUUGAUUC